Messenger RNA from Perkinsus marinus ATCC 50983, 835 nucleotides. RefSeq lists its product as hypothetical. The annotation marks the transcript as partial. NCBI's taxonomy places the organism in Eukaryota, Perkinsozoa, Perkinsida, Perkinsidae. The transcript has a single exon. The record is from RefSeq and is a predicted model, not a curated record.
AUGCUGUUGGUAAAAUCCGUUUUCCCCAAACUCACUGAUCGGUUUAAACUCAAGGCUCAUCUGGGUGCCUUUGGUCGUCUGCUAGUGGAGGCUGGCGGGGGAAUACAUAUGAGCAGUCGUGGCGAGGAACGUUUCGUCCCAGUGAAGACCCUUGAGUGUACUAUCACCAUUGCAUUCUUAGCAACUCUUGAGGAGAAGGAGGUCAAGGAAGCUGCCCUUGAGGAAGUUGGUGAUAAUGCCUACAGGUGGCAGCCCUUGGUAGAUUCGCUCACCAAGCAGUUCUGCUCUCGGCUACCACUGAAGGAGGAGUACCAGCGACGCCUGGCACAGUUGCGAUUUGAAGGCACUCGCUUGUGCGAUUCCUUUUUGCGGAAGGUUAAGGGUAUUUAUGUUUUGUACGGUGAGGUAUAUCCUUCCGAUCGGAGUGAGUUGAAAUUGAUGACCCGCCUUAUCGUUGGUAAGCUCCCUAUGAAUCUUAGGAAGCAUACUGUUGAUAGAAUUCGCAGUUGUCAUCAAGCAAUGUCAGGAGGGGUGUGGCAUUUUGAAGAUGAUGUCCACCAGGAUUGGGAAUCUCUACUUCCUCUUUUCUCUACGUCUGGUCCGAGUGUCUCUGGGGCUAUAAGGUCGGCAUGUCGUUCGUUUGAGGACUCUGAGGUGUUGGGCAAGGACCCUACUGUUCACAGUCAUCCUACUUCGUCCCCUGUUAAGGUUGCUCGUAUCCAGGAGAUUGAGAACAUCGAGAAGUCCUGUGUCUCCGUCUUCUAUGGUGCUGGUGCCGACUCUAAGAACCGUGAGAAGGUUAAAGCUCUGACGAAAGCCGAUGUGGUCUAUUGUG